AUGGCCCCAGAAACACCCAAAACCGCCUCCUCGAGGCUCCUGAACAUGAAGUUCAUGCAGAGAGCUGCAGCCAACAGCGCAGCCUCAACGCCAGGAUCAGACAGCGACGCGCAUUCAGCCAAGAAGCGCAAACAUGGGCACAUGUCAAAAAACGAUGCAAUCGACUUCAAAAUUGACCAGGCAUCUAUUAAGGCUGCAGUCGACGAGCGCGAGGCGAAACGGCAAGCCGCAAUUGCGCAGCACGGCGGUAACGACACACAAUGGGUGCUUGAUACAAGCAUUGCCCAACCCGCACAGAAAUCCUCCGCGCUACCUCGGAAAAUUGUCUAUGUCGGCUACGGAGACAUUGAUACUUCAGAUGACGAGGACCAGGAUACUGCAUUAGCAGGUAGGACUUCGACGUACAAGAAGAGAGCGAAUGCGAAUAAAAAAGACGAAUCACAGUCGAACGAUCAGUAUACAGACGACGACGAGGAAGAGGAGGAGGAGAACGGGGACGAUAAAGACGAUGAUGGCUCAAAUCGUCGCGGCCGCGCUCAACGCGAUGGAUCUCACGGCAAACGCGCCCGUUCAAAAUCGAGCGCGAGACCAAGUGCAGAAGCUGCAAAAGCCAAAGAGCUGCGCGACAAGCGGAGGAAGAAAGAGGUGAACAUUAAUAAGUUGACCUCGAUAUCGUCUGGGGGCGGCGUUGGAGGCGGCUCGGGUUCCAAGUCGGCCAUGACUUGCUACAAAUGCCAAAAGACGGGCCACAAGGCUGUGGACUGUUCGCAAAUAGCGAGUAAUUCGCAGCAAGUGUGGCAGGCUUGUUCCAUCAAUAACGGCGGGAACGAUUCAGGCCGUGAAGAGUCUGUCGGUAUUGGUGAACUUGAGCUAUCGUCUGUGCUAGCGAAAUCGGAGGAGGGACUGGACGCCACAUGGGUGGAUUUUCACCACAGUCUCCCGGCUUCAUCGAUCGCCGCGCUAAAAGCUGGUUCCAUCUUCGCCAGGUUUUCUGCCAUCAUCUCCGAGGCUCUUCUGACGUUCCGUCGCUCAUCCAAGACCUCGAGGAAGAUCCUGCUCCUUGUGCACUUAUCCUGA
This is a messenger RNA of Emericellopsis cladophorae, 1077 nucleotides long. RefSeq names its product Zinc knuckle. The record is from RefSeq and is a predicted model, not a curated record. Bases 1 to 1077 code for a protein of 358 amino acids. Lineage: Eukaryota; Fungi; Ascomycota; Sordariomycetes; Hypocreales; Bionectriaceae. Gene Ontology annotation, molecular function: nucleic acid binding; zinc ion binding. The transcript has 3 exons.